Molecule: messenger RNA, 1206 nt
Organism: Ylistrum balloti
Lineage: Eukaryota; Metazoa; Mollusca; Bivalvia; Pectinida; Pectinidae
Product: glycine oxidase-like
Exons: 1
Coding region: 1-1206 (401 amino acids)
Cellular component (GO): cytoplasm
Molecular function (GO): oxidoreductase activity
Source: RefSeq, a predicted model, not a curated record
AUGGGGCUUUCCACUGCUUUUGAAAUAGCUUGCAAUUUCACUAAACCUGAAAAAAUUUUGCUUGUCGAUGAAGGUUACUUUGUCAACUCGGCAAGCUACAAUGCGGCAGGAGUUCUUGCCACACAGGGUGCUCAGUUCUUUCUUUCUCCCCUGCGUAAACAAAUUGUUACAUCCACUAGAAGUUAUCCUCAGUGGCUUCAAAAGCUCUCUAAAGUGGUAGGAGCAAAAGAGAAAGUAGAUGACUUAUUUGAAUAUUCUUCAGUUGAUGAUUACUACAUUUACAAUCUCAAUGAUGAAGCAGAAAAAGCUGUUUAUGACAAGCGCUGCCGAAGAUUGAAAAGAGAAAAUGCUAAUGAUGGUAUUUUUAUUGAAGGGAUACCCGAUUGCCUUAAAGCAAUGGGAUUGAAUACCGAAAAAGACUGUUCUUAUUACCAGACUAUUUAUUUCCAAAACCAUCACACUAUUUCUUCUAAGAAAUUAUUGGACUGUUUAUUAGUUGCUGUUGAGAAACUUGGAGUGAAGAUUGCUCAUUCGUCGGUAAUUGACAUUGAUCGAAAAGGACAAUUGAAAUUGAUUUCUACAAAUGGUGAAGAGCAAUUUAUUCAUGGUAAGCAAAUCAUCCUCACUGGUGGCAAUCGGACAAAAAAAUUACUUGAAAAACUAAGCUAUUCACAUCGCCUCAAAAGUUUGCAGGGACUUCUCCUUGUUCUGGAAGCAUUCGAUAGUUUAAAAAAUAUAACCAAUCAAAACAAGGAAAUAAUGACCCAUCUACCCAAUAAAAGGUAUUUAGUCCAAAAAGACAAUAGUAUUUUUUAUGGAUCCAUUAACAUUCCAGUGGAAGAAGAUUAUUAUGAAGAAAGUGUACAAAAAAAAUACCAAGACAUUCUCUUAAAAGAAAUUGAAGAACUUUUCCCUUCCCAAACCAUCAAAAUCAAGCGGACACAAGGAGGUCACCGUCCUUAUAAUGUGGACAAGCUACCUUUAUUUGGGUUUUUGACUGAAAACAUAUGGAUCAAUACCGCUCAUUAUAAAAGUGGAUUAGCUUUAGCUCCUCUUCAUGCGGGGAAAAUGGCUGAAAUGUUUUUUAAAAAUUUAGAAAGUGUCGAAAGGAAAAGUGAAUUAAAAGAAAGUCUUUUCGAAGGAGAUUGGAAAGAAUUCUAUCCCCUUUAUCCUAUUAGGAAGAGAGGGCUAAAACUUUUUUCUUAA